This is a messenger RNA of Hippocampus comes (tiger tail seahorse), 383 nucleotides long. Its product is annotated as copine-8-like. Gene Ontology annotation, biological process: cellular response to calcium ion. Gene Ontology annotation, molecular function: calcium-dependent phospholipid binding. The record is from RefSeq and is a predicted model, not a curated record. NCBI's taxonomy places the organism in Eukaryota, Metazoa, Chordata, Actinopteri, Syngnathiformes, Syngnathidae. Bases 102 to 383 code for a protein of 93 amino acids. The transcript is spliced from 2 exons. Gene Ontology annotation, cellular component: plasma membrane.
UGUGUUGUAUCUGUACGACCGAAGCGCAGCCGUUCGGUGACAGCUGUGUGUUGGUUGUGUGCUCAAUAGGUAACCCCUCUCAGUCCACCUCACUCCACUACAUGAACCCCUACCAGCUGAACGCCUAUGCCAUGGCACUGAAGGCUGUUGGGGAGAUCAUUCAGGAUUAUGACAGUGAUAAGAUGUUUCCCGCUCUCGGCUUCGGAGCCAAACUUCCCCCCGAUGGACGAGUGUCACACGAGUUUCCUCUGAAUGGAAACAUGGAGAAUCCUUACUGCAAUGGUAUAGAAGGCAUCUUGGAAGCCUACCACCAGAGUCUGAAGACGGUACAACUGUAUGGGCCGACCAACUUUGCGCCAGUGGUGAACCAUGUUGCAAGGUGA